This is a messenger RNA of Lathyrus sativus (Indian pea), 396 nucleotides long. NCBI's taxonomy places the organism in Eukaryota, Viridiplantae, Streptophyta, Magnoliopsida, Fabales, Fabaceae. The record is from the annotation of a GenBank genome assembly.
AUGGAAUAUACACAUCAAUCUUCAUGGAUCAUACCUUUCAUCCCUCUUCCAAUUCCUAUUUUAAUAGGGGUAGGACUUCUACUUUUUUCCACGGGAACACAAAAUAUUCGCCGUAUGUGGGCUUUUCCUAGUAUUUUAUCGUUAACCAUAGUUAUGAUUUUUUCGAUCGAUUUAUCGAUUCAUCAAAUCGAGAAUCAUUCUAUCUAUCAAUAUGUAUGGUCUUGGACUAUAAAUAAUGAUCUUUCUUUAGAGUUUGGCUACUUGAUCAAUUCACUUAGUUCUAUUAUGUCAAUAUUAAUAACUACUGUUGGUAUUCUGGUUCUAAUUUAUAGUGAUAGUUACAUGUCUCAUGAUCAAGGCUAUUUGAGAUUUUUUACUUAUAUGAGUUUUUUUUAA